This is a messenger RNA of Aspergillus homomorphus CBS 101889, 732 nucleotides long. RefSeq lists its product as uncharacterized. The transcript has 2 exons. The record is from RefSeq and is a predicted model, not a curated record. Gene Ontology annotation, molecular function: lyase activity. Bases 1 to 732 code for a protein of 243 amino acids. NCBI's taxonomy places the organism in Eukaryota, Fungi, Ascomycota, Eurotiomycetes, Eurotiales, Aspergillaceae.
AUGGAUGGGUUUGAUCAUUCGGAUGUGCCCGCCGAGUACGAGGCUCUCAGAUGGCUCGACAGCCUGUUUAUCGCAGGCAUGGGCCUCGGUUGGCUUAUCUACUAUGUGAACGUGGCCUACACAUCCUUCAGAGAAAAGACCUAUGGCAUGACGAUCGCCGGAAUCACAGUUAAUUUUGCAUGGGAGAUCGUAUACUGUCUAGUGUACCCUGCCAAGGGAGUGGUCGAGCGCGUGGCCUUCUUCCUCGGUCUGCUCCUCGAUUUGACGGUCAUCUAUGCGGCCAUCAGGAACGGCCCCAAUGAAUGGCGCCAAUCUCCACUGGUGAAGGAUAACAUGGCUCUGACCUUUGCAGGCAUGACCCUCUUCUGGCUCAGUGGACAUCUAGCCCUGGCGGCCCAGCUGGGCCCUGGUCUGGCCUACUCGUGGGGAGCGGUCGUCUGUCAGAUGUUCAUCAGUGUUGGCGAUGUGUUUCUGCUGCUGACUCGCGCCAGCACGCGUGGCGCCUCGUACACAAAAUGGCUUUCGCGCUUUCUAGGAUCUAUCUCGACGAUCGGUUUUGCGUACAUUCGCUAUGCUUAUUGGCCGGCUUCCUUUGCCUGGUUGAAUUGUCCGCUUAUGCUGUGGGCUGUAGCCAUGUUUUUUCUCUCCGAGUUACUCUAUGGCUUUUGCUUUUUUCUCAUCAAACGGCAGGAGGAGGGAUCUCGGUUGGAAGCUGAAUAUAAGCGCAGGUAG